Babjeviella inositovora NRRL Y-12698 is the source of this 2195-nucleotide messenger RNA. RefSeq names its product glucose-6-phosphate isomerase (gene PGI1). Gene Ontology annotation, biological process: glycolytic process; glucose 6-phosphate metabolic process; gluconeogenesis. The coding region runs from base 372 to 2024 and encodes 550 amino acids. The transcript has a single exon. Lineage: Eukaryota; Fungi; Ascomycota; Pichiomycetes; Serinales. Gene Ontology annotation, cellular component: cytosol. Gene Ontology annotation, molecular function: glucose-6-phosphate isomerase activity; carbohydrate derivative binding; monosaccharide binding. The record is from RefSeq and is a predicted model, not a curated record.
CGGGUAAACUUUAUGACUAGUCUCGCCUGCGGCUAGCCGCAUGCACAUUAGUACGACAUUACUAAUAGCAAUUGCCAGCCCUGACAAGCCUACGUUUGCGGAGACAAGAACAACACCAAAAUCACGGUAAACGCAGUACGGUAUGCAUUGACUAAGGAAUGACCGUCUAUUAGGUAAAAAAAGUCUACGGAUUGAGACUAAAAGCGUUGAUGAUUGUUUUACACUCGGCAUCCAACUCCUGCACGCGUGAUGGCCAUGUCUGCUCCGGGCGCGCCGGACGAGGCAGCAACUUCCAGGCUAUAUAAACACCCCCCACCCCUUCUUUCUACCCUCUCUUUCGCACUCUCCUCAAUCCCUAAACACACAUUGCUAUGACUUUCGCCUUAGCAUCCGAAUUGCCAGCCUGGAAGACCCUCCAGGGUCUCUACGACCAACAGCACGCCAACUUUUCCGUGAUCCAGGAGUUUGCGAAGGAUUCCAAGCGCUUUGAGAAGCUCUCCCACACCUACACCAACUUCGAUGCAUCCGAGAUCUUCUUUGAUUUCUCAAAGAACUUGGUGAACGAUGAAACCUUGGCCGCGCUCUUGCAAUUGGCCCAGGAGGCUGACGUUGUGGGCCUCAGAGAUGCCAUGUUCGCGGGUGACCACGUCAACACCACCGAGGACCGUGCGGUGUACCACGUUGCGCUCCGUGCAUCCAAGGAUGCCGCUGCUCCGAUGAAGGUGGACGGUAAGGAUGUCUUGCCGGAAGUUGCCGCGGUUCUCGCGCACAUGAAGGAAUUCUCCGACAGCGUGCGCUCCGGCGAAUGGAAGGGGUACACUGGCAAGCGUAUCACCGACAUUGUGAAUAUUGGGAUCGGUGGGUCCGACUUGGGCCCAGUCAUGGUCACCGAAGCCUUGAAGAAGUACGCCCAGGAGGGCUUGAACUGCCACUUUGUGUCCAACAUUGACGGAACCCACAUUUCUGAGACCUUGAAGCCAUUGGACCCAGCCACCACCUUGUUCCUCGUGGCGUCCAAAACCUUCACCACCGCCGAAACCUGCACCAAUGCAAACUCCGCCAAGUCCUGGUUCCUCGAAAGUGCCUCCCAGAAUGACAUUGCGAAGCAUUUCGUCGCCUUGUCCACCAACGCCGAGGAGGUGGGCAAAUUCGGGAUCGACACCGCAAAUAUGUUUGGCUUUGAGAACUGGGUCGGUGGCCGGUACUCCGUGUGGUCUGCCAUUGGCCUUUCCGUUGCCUUGUACAUCGGGUUUGAGAACUUUGAGCACUUCUUGCAGGGUGCCCAGGCGAUGGACACCCACUUUACUACCACUCCGUUGGCGCAGAACAUUCCGGUUAUCGGUGGGUUGCUCUCUGUGUGGUAUAACAACUUCUACAAGGCCCAGACCCACUUGAUCGCGCCGUUCGACCAGUACCUUCACCGGUUCCCGGCCUACCUCCAGCAGUUGUCCAUGGAGUCCAACGGGAAGUCCGUCACCCGUGCUAACGUGUUUGCCAACUACGAGACUGGAACCAUUCUCUUCGGUGAGCCAGCCACCAACUCGCAGCACUCGUUCUUCCAGUUGGUCCACCAGGGCACCAAGUUGAUCCCUGCUGACUUUAUCCUCGCCGCGCAGUCCCACAACCCGAUCGAGCAGAACUUGCACCAGCGCAUGUUGGCCUCCAACUUUUUUGCCCAGUCCGAGGCCUUGAUGGUUGGUAAGAACGCUGCCCAGGUUGAAAGCGAGGGCGCCAAGGGCGGCUUGGUUCCACACAAGGUUUUCUCCGGGAACCGUCCAACCACCUCCAUCUUGGCCCAGAAGAUUACCCCAGCCACCCUUGGGUCCUUGAUUGCGUACUACGAGCACGUCACCUUUGUCGAGGGUGCCAUCUGGAACAUCAACUCGUUUGACCAGUGGGGUGUUGAGUUGGGCAAGGUCUUGGCCAAGGCCAUUGGUGGUGAAUUGGUAGACAAGAAGGAGGUUGCCAGUCACGAUCCGUCGACCAACGGGUUGAUCAACAAGUUCAAGCAGUGGUCGUUGUGAAGCCAGGGCGAGACCCAGCAACGCUCCGGGCGAGGCGAGCCGCGUCUAUGAGACUUGGAAUUGUAUAAGGUAAUAUACCAAAGUAACCGGGUAGGUUUAUCUAGUGUAAAUGGGCUAUAAAGAGAUUAUAGGGGAAAUUCAUUCCUUUUACAUGGCUAUCGUCUCAAUUGC